This is a messenger RNA of Haemonchus placei, 696 nucleotides long. Lineage: Eukaryota; Metazoa; Nematoda; Chromadorea; Rhabditida; Trichostrongylidae. The record is from the annotation of a GenBank genome assembly.
AUGCGUAGUAUCGCGCUAGUGGCAUUUGUUGCCGCAGCUUGUGGCCAAUAUGCCUCUGCUGGAGGCAUGUUCGGAGGCGGCUACGGAGGCGGUGGCAGUAGCGGUGGCGGCUACGGAGGCGGUGGUGGAGGCGGCUAUGGAGGCGGAGGAGGAGGUGGAGGAGGCGGAGGAUAUGCAGUAGCUCCUCCACCAUACAACCCGCCCGCCCCUGUUGCACCACCUCCACCCUGUAGUGAUGGCAGUUGCGGCGGCGGUGGUGGAGGCAGCUAUAUGGGUGGAGGUGGAGGCGGCGGUGGAGGAGGAGGAGGUGGCGGCGGAGGCAGCUACAUGGGCGGAGGAGGUGGCGGCGGAGGCGGCGGCGGUGGCGGGGGAUAUGGACAAGCUCCACCUCCUCCUCCACCACCACCCCCACCACCCCCACCACCACCACCACCUCCACCAUGCAGUGGCGCCAGUUGCGGCGGCGGAGGCAGCUACAUGGGCGGAGGAGGCGGCGGCGGUGGCGGUGGCGGCGGCAGCGGAUAUGCUGCUGGACCACCACCAGUCGGACCACCCCCAGUUGGACCACCACCAGUCGAGCCACCACCAGUUGGUCCACCAUCAUCCGGAGGAUAUGCCAGUGGUGGAGGAUACAGACAACGCGUAUUCAAGACAAAGCAUAUGUCGAUGAGGAGGAAGCACUUUAGCAGGGCUUAG